Messenger RNA from Ochlerotatus camptorhynchus, 1905 nucleotides. RefSeq names its product mitochondrial ribonuclease P catalytic subunit (gene mldr). Gene Ontology annotation, cellular component: mitochondrion; mitochondrial ribonuclease P complex. Gene Ontology annotation, molecular function: protein binding; ribonuclease P activity. Gene Ontology annotation, biological process: mitochondrial tRNA 5'-end processing; tRNA 5'-leader removal. The coding region runs from base 66 to 1622 and encodes 518 amino acids. The record is from RefSeq and is a predicted model, not a curated record. The transcript has 2 exons. NCBI's taxonomy places the organism in Eukaryota, Metazoa, Arthropoda, Insecta, Diptera, Culicidae.
UGUGUUUACUUUCGUCGCGAAAGGAACAUCUCGUGUGUGCUCUCUGCCGGUAAGAAAAAAUAACGAUGUUCCGCCGGUAUCGGUUACCGCAAAUUACGCGCGCCGUACUCGAAGUAACCCGGCACUAUGCGGGUGCUCAUCAGAAAGUUCCCUUGAUAAGAUUACCCCUUGGUCGUUUGAACGAACUGAAGGAAAAGCUAACCACCAAUCCGGUUCCCUCCGCAUCAGAAUGGAGUGAAAUUAGAAAAGGCAUUCUGGAUGAACGUCGGUUUACCGCGACCAAUGUGGACAGUACGGUGCUGGGGUUGUGUAAUACGUUGGAAAGCGGUAAAUCGUACGCGCAGUUUCUUCGGGGGAGUGGGAUCGAGAUGAAUUUGGCUAUGAUUGGGAAGCUGCUGCGGCUGUACCGGGUGCAGCACAGCGAAGGUUUUGAAUUGAGAGAGGAAGAUCGCCGGGAUAUUCUAAAGUUUCAUAAUGAUUUGAGAGAGAAAAAUACAGUGCUGGAUGCGAAUACCUGUGAACACUUGGUGGCGGCUCUGACGCUCACUGAACAUUGGCGACUAUCGUUCGAACUGUUGGACAUGAUUAAGCUAACCGGAAUUCCGGAUAGUGGCACGUACAGUUCUCUCAUUGCAAAGUGCUUCCAAGUCGGCGAUAUCGAAGCCGGUUGGAAGCUGCUGGAAGAGCAAACCUCGAACAAACGGUUACCGAACGAUGAAGUUUUCUUGGCUUGGAUCGAUCACUGCCUGAGGGAUGGCAAUAGAUUCAAAGAAAACCUCAUCAAAAUGCUGUCGUUCACGGAUGCCAAAUCGAUAUUCCUAUCGAAACAGAUAGGCUCCGCCCUCAGAAAGCUCCCUUCAGAGUUAGGAAUUCGUGCUGCUGAAACACGCGUUACCGAUGGUGGUAAAUGUUCCCACUGCAAGUCCUCUCUGGCCAGCAUUGUCGUACCGGAGGAAUCGUUCCGUGCUCUGAGGGAUACCUUUGUACAAGCUGUGAUCAUCAAGAAGGAAAUCUUCAACAAAACCACACCGAAAGAAUUGGAGCGCUUCCAGGUGUUUCUGAAAAAGACCAAACCCUACGACGUGGUAAUUGAUGGCCUGAAUGUGGCCUUUUCGACCGGCAAUCAAAAGUCUCCCAUCGUCUAUGCCAUGCAGAUUGCGUCCGUUGUGAAGCACUACGUGCGCCAGCGGAAGCGGGUGCUGGUCAUCGGUCGACAACAUAUGGACCGAUGGCGUUCCAAGGAUAUGAAGUACAUCAGGGAGAAUGCGUUCCUCUUUCUGACGGAGGAUUUGUCACAGGACGAUCCUUUCCUGUUGUACGCUGCGCUGGAAAGUGGACCCCGUACGGAUUUCUUCUCGAGGGAUCUGAUGCGGAGGCAUUCGAGCCUGCUGGGUGAUGAGUUGGGCGGUGUGUUCAAGCGGUGGCAACAGGAGCAUCAAUAUUCGCUGCUUUCGAUAACGGCCGAUGGAAGGGUGAUCAUCAAAUCCCCGUUUAAGCACCAGAUGUUUGCCCACUGCUUGCCGGGGGAUGCAGACCGGUGGCAUGUGCCGUUGGUGGAAGAUUGUCUGAAGAUACCCAGGGUGGAGAAGCAAGCGAGCUGGUUGUGUUUGAAGUUUGAUUAGAGUAUUAGAGGACGGUUUAGUAAUGGGAGAAGUUAUGUGGUGAGGGUUGUGCUUUUGUAGAACUUUAAAGAAAGCCUUGCAUUUGUUUUCAGCUGAGUGGUGAGUAAGGGAAAUUGUGUUUAGAAAUUCAGUGGUGUGAAUUUGUCAUAAAUCGAAUAAAAGGUGCAGGAGAUAGUAAGCUAAAUCAAAGCCCUUGGUGGAUUAUUUUCAGCAGAUGCAGUAUCCCAGGUAAGUCUUAUUCAACUAUAUUUAAUAUCUAUGAACUUUUUCAUCAUAUAAUGCU